GGUCCUUGUUGGUUCAUGAGCAGAAAAUAAAUCUGCAAGACAAGGAUGAAGUAGCAUUGAAGUCAGUGUUGUCUUCGAAAGGAACAGAAAGGAAAAGAGACGAGAUAAGUCGCAAGUUGAAUGCUAUCAAUGUCACCGAUUUUGGACACUAUCAACCUGAGUGUCGUACCAAUUUAAAUAGGAAUCGUGGCAGAAGAUCUAACUUUGUAGAGACAAAGGAAGAUAGGGAAAUCAAGGAAGAGGAAGAGGAAGAGGAAGUUUCACUUUUGAUGGCAUAUACUUCCAAUGGGAAAGUUUCUGCUCAUUUAUGGUAUCUCGAUACCGGUUGCACUAAUCACAUGUGUGGGCAGAAAGAGGCAUUCUCAGAGUUGGAUGAAAGUUUUCAAGACACUGUGAGAUUUGGAAAUAAUUCGGUGGUCUCUUCCAAGGGUAAAGUGAAGAAGAUGCAUGGCAUUAAUUUAAAUUUUGCGAGCUUGAAGUUUUUAAAGCAAAAGGAAUUGGUGUUGGGUCUUCCAAAGCUUGAAUCUCCAAAUGCAGUAUGUGAAGAUUGUGUUGUUAGCAAGCAACACCGUGAACCAUUUUCAGCAAGCAAGUCGUGGAGGGUAAAUAAGGUGCUAGAGUUGAUACACUCGGAUAUCUGUGGUCCAAUAAGUCCCACAUCGAAUAGAGGUAAACGCUAUUUCAUUAGCUUCAUUGAUGAUUAUAGCAAAAAUACAUGGGUUUGUUUCUGUAAAGAAAAAUUUGAAGCGCUUGAAACUUUUAAGAAGUUUAAAGUGCUUGCUCAAGUUAAAUGCUUGCGGACUAAUCGACGUGGCGAAUACAACUCACAAGAAUAUGUAGAAUUUUGUGAGAAGCAUGGAAUUAAGUGGCAACUUACAACAACCUACACACCUUAG
Molecule: messenger RNA, 896 nt
Organism: Solanum tuberosum (potato)
Lineage: Eukaryota; Viridiplantae; Streptophyta; Magnoliopsida; Solanales; Solanaceae
Exons: 3
Biological process (GO): DNA integration
Molecular function (GO): nucleic acid binding
Source: RefSeq, a predicted model, not a curated record